This is a messenger RNA of Atta colombica, 18200 nucleotides long. Its product is annotated as microtubule-associated protein futsch. Bases 442 to 17235 code for a protein of 5597 amino acids. Gene Ontology annotation, cellular component: neuronal cell body; microtubule; synapse. The transcript is spliced from 10 exons. The record is from RefSeq and is a predicted model, not a curated record. Lineage: Eukaryota; Metazoa; Arthropoda; Insecta; Hymenoptera; Formicidae. Gene Ontology annotation, biological process: microtubule cytoskeleton organization; axonogenesis; dendrite development. Gene Ontology annotation, molecular function: microtubule binding; actin binding.
AUCUCUCUACGCCGGUCUCCGUGUAGUUCUCUAUCUCUCGGACCCUCCUCUCUCUCGUUCGGUCUCUCGCCCGUCCGCUCGCAACCCCCGUCGUCUUCGGGACGCCCGGUGUUGUAGCACCGCUGUACUUCGAUACAUAGAGACACGUAUAACUACUUUUCGCGGUGCGCGAAAGGAGCAAGAGAGGUGUGCCGCUCCAUCUCCCAUUGGGCCUCGAGAAAGCAGACGAAGGGAUUGACAACUUGGAGACGGACAGUCUCCAACGCGCGGCAUCCUUUUCCUUCGAAGGACAUCCCGUUAGUCACGGACGUCGUUCGCCUAUUACCGCAGUGGUAACAGCUCUCCAGAAUACUUCCGGAACUUGGAAUUCGAUUCAUUCGAGGCUAUCUCGGCUCGUGGUACACAGGAAUAUUGCUGGGGGAGUGUAACGAGUAACCAGCAAUGAGUACCACGGAGCCUACCGGGGAGGGUGGAGGAGGAGGAGAAGGAGAAAGCGCCACAAUGACUAACGUCGAGCAGACUCCAUCCCCAAGCACGCCGAUCACCGGCACCUCCGUAUCGAUGCAGGCGGCCACUCAACAGCAACAGCAACCGCAACAACAUCCGCCACCGUCGCCCUUGAGUGGCUGUUACCUUCUCGUGGUGCUUCCUGAGCCUCAUACCGCACAACAUAAGGACCUCAUCCUGAAUCGCCUCGCAAAAGGUUUUCUAUCAUGGGACAAGGACAGUUGUCAUGUAGAUCUGGAGAAGGAAUUAUUGGCCUUAGUAGCGCAAGCCCCCGAAGGCGAAGAAGCCAGAAAUGGCGAAAGAUUGAUCCAAUAUGCUACCGAGAACCUCGUAACGGAAGUUCUCAUUCACCCACAGACGAAUACAUUAUUACAGUGUAUUCGCAAUCUUCUCGCAAGCUUCACGAAACAUCGGCACAUCAUACACGCUGGAUACACAUUCGGUGGUAAUGGUUCCUGGAUAUUGCAGGAUGGAACCUUCAGUCUCGCAGACUUUCUGGAUGCAUUCAGCGAACAUGAGGUGCAAAGAGUCCUUCGUGCCUACGAGAAUAGCGUUACCGUAGAUAUACAUUGCGCGGGUGUCGGCGAUUGGACGACAAGUCGAUUGUCGAAAGAGACUUGUUGCAGAUCUUGCAGAGUCAGAGUAAACCCCGACGAUGUUCUCACAGCCGGCGUACCGGCUAUCAUGAGUUUUACGAAUUACAUCGGACAGUACCUCGUGUCGCAAACACUGGACCAGCUCAUGGAACCGUCCGACGUCGUUGGAAACAUUAGAUUUAGCCAUCCAACCUUAUACGUCUUCCCCGGUGGGCAAGGUGACGCCGCACUUUUCGGUAUAAACGGCUUCAACAUGCUCGUCGACGGCGGCUUUGCUAGGAAAGCAUGUUUUUGGGAUUUCACCAGGCAUCUCGAUCGAUUGGAUGCUGUUCUAGUCACUAGGAUAAAUAAUAGUAACAUCGGUGGCAUGUUUAGCGUUCUUCGCAAGAAGAAGGAGAUGCACGUCUAUCCUCAGAUCGGCCAUUUCUUCUGUAACUUAGUCGAAAGAAGACAAUCAAAUUCACCCGACGGAGAUAAGGAUAUUGAUCCGCUCAUUUUCAACCUCACUGAUAUUGGUCAAGAGAUGGUGGUGAAUCUUCGACACAUUAAUCUUCGCGCUCAUCCUUGCUACAGAGAUCCCGAUCCGAUCAACCUCUAUCAUAAAGUGGGCCAUGGCACGCUGGAUAUGUACGUGCUCAGUCCGAGCAAGGACAGUCGCGAAGUGCGCGAAUUCUUGGCGAAGUGGCACACGUCAGAUUCGAAGCUGUUUGCAGGUUCUCAUAAAAAAGAUUCGAACAAUCUCACAUUCCCGAUGCAGAAUCUCGUGUCGAUAUGCGCGCUUCUAGUUUGGCAGCCGGCCAAUCCCGAGGAUAACAUCACGCGGAUUCUCUUUCCCGGCAGUACGCCGCAACACAAGAUCUUCGAAGGUUUCGAACGAUUAAAACAUCUGGACUUUUUAAAGCAUCCAGUAUGUUCAGCGAAGACUCUGUCACCGUCAGUGUCUUUAGCGACACUCAGAGAUAAGUCAACCAAGCAAAAACUUAGUCUUAUCGAGAAGGAACCCAAGAAAAUUUUGGAGACAAAGAAAGAGAAGAGAGAACCAUCGGAGCCAAAAUCCAUCAAGGCCGCAGACGAGACUGUAUCCAAGAGUAUCCCUCAAUCGACGCCGAUUAUACCUGCUAAUAAACCUAAAACCGAAAUGAAGACGAAGAAAGUUGUGGAAAAUAAGAAGAUCGAGACUGAGACAAAAGAGAGUAAGAAAAUUGAAAAAGAACUAAAAGAAGUGAAAAAAGAACCCAAGAAGGAAUCAAUUAAAGUAGAAAAGGCCGAAAAACGAGAAGAAGAUGUGAAAAAGACUGAUUUAAUUAAACCGGAACCUGAGAAAAUCAAGGAACCUAAAGAAUCUAAAGAAUCUAAGGAACCUAAAGAACCGAAGCCCAAGCCCGAACCAAAAAAGAAAGAACCAAAAGAAAGCAAGAUGAAAGUUGAGUUGAAGAAAAGCGAAGUAACUCCAAAGCCGAAGUUGAUUGAGAAAAAAGCCAAAUCUUCUGGUGCAGAGAAAAGAGACGCUGUGAAAUCUUCCCCGACUACUCCGAAGAAGACUCUGAAUGGUGCUGCAACAAAGACAGAGAUAUCGAAAGCUAUACCGAAAGUGAAACCGGCGGUCAAGGUUGCUCCAAGUCUUCCAGCUAAGAGUGCUAAGGAAGCUAAUAACAGGAAAGUGGUGGAACAGAAGAAAUCUGAAGUCGAGAAGUCUGCCGUGAAGGAUUCUGCAGCACCAGUUGUCAAGGUGACAGCAAAACCUAAACCAAUGGACAGGAAGCCGAUCAGUCGUCGCGCGAAACCAGUUAGUCCCAAUAAAGCCCGUAUGCCGGGUAGUCCGGCGAAAUCUACUCGCAGUACUCCGACUGCUUCUGUAAAAUCAGACAAAGAUGGUGUUAUUCGUAAAGUGAAGGGCGACAAAGGCACUACCGAUUCUUCCACGGUCUCCACUCCAUCUGGCAUAGAACCAGAAGUUAUAAAACCGAUUGAUAAGAGCUUAAUUGAACAAUCUGAAGAUAUAUCAUUAGAUUCAAUAGAAAGUAAGGUAUUGGCAGAUCUCAAAGAAGAGCGAGAGGUAGUGGAAGAAAUUGAAGCUGUUUUACAAAAGGCGGAAAGAAUCGAAGAAAUUCGAAAGGACGAUCGUUUUGAAGGUGAUGAUGAAAUCACGGCUGAAGCCACUGACAAGAAAGAGGAGGAUAUUACAGAAGAGGAUGUUACCGCCGAGAUUGAAGAUAUACCUAAGAAGGAAGGUUCUAGAAAAGAAAGUCAAGAAUUGACUGAAGAAGAUGAAUAUCUUAUUGUGGAGAAAGAAGAGGUUUACACCGAAGAUUCUGCUCAGAGCGGCGAGGGCGAACAAAAGCACGUUCUCGAUGAAGCUCAAUCAGAAAAGGCAAAAAUAUUAAAAGACGUGGAGGCAAUGAAGGAAAAGGGCGAGAAGGAGGAACCUGAGGAGAAGGAAAAAGAUGACAGCCCGGAAAAAAAAAUAGAAAAGAUUUUGGAUAAAGAAGAGAAAGAAAUCGCUGAAUUAUCUUCGGAACAUAAGGAACAAUUACAGGAAGAAGUAAAAGAGAUAAUAGCAUCCGCAGCCGAAAUCGUACAGAAAGCCGAAGAGAAGGACGACUCCGGUAAAAAAGACAGCGAGGACAUCACGAAAGAACCGUCCAGUUUAAGUCCGGACAAAUUAGAUUCAUCGGAGAAAAAAACAACCGAUACAGACAUAAAGCCGGAUGUCGAUCAGAAAGAGAAUAUUCUCGAAAAGAUGGAAGAAUCUCAGGAGCGAAUCUCGACAAUAGAAUCGGGGGCCACCACAACUGCUCCGACUUUACCAGAAGACGAGCGAAUACCAUUGGAUGAAAUAAAAGAGGAUAUUGAUGAAAAACAUGUUAUUGAAGAAGUAAAAGAGAAGGAUGCUUCUGCAAAGCUGAAAAAAGAAGUCAUUCCGGAAACUAUUAUCGUGGCGGCCAAGCCGGAAGUCAAAGUAUUUGAUGUUCGCCAGGCGAUGCCGAAUUUGCAAAGAGACAUUGUUAAAACACCAGACGAGGUCGCUGAUCUUCCGGUUCAUGAAGAAGUCGAUCCUAAGCUCUACCGAAUGGAAGAUUUCGAGAAGGGAAAAGAAGAGAAAUUAUCACCAACUGCGCAAGAAGAUAAAGAAUCGCCUAUUCCGCCCGCAAAAGAGCAGAAGAGUGUUUUUAGUUUCUUUGGCAAAGUGGCGGAUAAAUUUGAAAAAGGUAUCGAUAAAUUGACUAAGAAAAAGAAGGAUUCUGAAAAGGAUUCCGAUGAAAAAUCUUCAAAAUCAAGUUCUCCAAAAGAACCAAAAGUACAAGAGAAAACGGUCUUAGAAGAGGUUGAUAUGGAGAAGGUAUUCCCUAAAAUUGGCAAGCCUGUUGACAAACCCGAAACAUUUGAAGAGGCGAAACCUACGACUGUUGACAUAAAAGUAGCUGCCAUCAAGGAAACUGCGGCAUUUAUACAGGAAGAGAUACUGGACGUACAGAGGAAGAGUGUGCCGGAUAUCGAAGAAAAGCUUUUUACUGAUAAGUUAGAUGAAAUUAAAAAAAUAGAAGCCAAAAUCGAGGAAUCAUUUCUUACAAAAGAUGUAUCACCAGGCGUUUCACCAACAAAACUAAUUGAAGACAAGGAAAUUGCGAAGGAGAUUGAACUUUUGAAGGAAGAAGAUAUUGGAGAAGAUGUAGAAGAGGUAAAGGCACUUUUGGAAGAAGCUUCGAAAAAAUUCAAAACUGUGAAAGAUAGUUUAAGAGAUUCAUUGGAAUCUUUGGAAGAUAAAAUUAAAGAAGAAAUAGUUGAGAUACAUGAAACGCCAUCCGCCCUGAAAGAUAUAGUAAAGGAUACUUUGGAAGGGGUGGCUGAGAAAUUGGAAGAAAUAAAGCCACAUAUCGAGAGCCAUUUACCUGACAUAAAAGAACCGGAAAAAGUCAAGUUUGCUAUACCAAAAGAUGAAGAAUUCGAAGAGGAAUAUGAAGAGGAAAUAGAGGGUCCAUAUAGAGAUAUGAAAGAAGCUGUUAGGGAUGUCGGAGAAGUCCUUGCUGGCACUGCCGGUAUCGAGCUCGAAGAUAAACCCAAGGAUGUCAUAGAAAUUGUGAAGAAAGUCGCCGAGGUACUCAGAGAAGACGAUUUUCUUUCCGACAAAGCAUUAUUCGAGCAAACUCCUAAAAAAGAAGAGAUUUCACCGAUUUCGACGGAGAGAAAACCAUCGAAAGAAGAAAUCUCCCCAAUUUUGACGGAAAGAAAGCCUUCUAUAUCAAGUGAAAAAAUAUCUCCAGAAAUAGUUGCUAAAUUAGAAGAAGAGGAACUCAAACUUGUUCAUGAAGAUAUUGUAAUGCCAAAGAAAGUUGAUGUUACUGAAGUAUUUCCGGUUCAUAAAGAGCUUGAGAAAUUUGAAAAGCCCGACAAACUUCCAUACGAAAAACCUGGCGUUCUCGAGGUAAAAGAAGAACCUUGUGUAAAAGUGGUGAAAGAAAAGGACGAUAUAAUAACAUCGCCUAUAAAGGAUAUAGCGAAAGAUAAACGGGAUGCGCAAAAAAUUUGUGAGGAGAUAUUAAAAGACGAUCAAGAUAUUUGCGAUCAACAUAAAAAACCGACGGAUGAUGAUACAUCUCGGGUAGAUGUGAUGCAGGCUGGUAUCGAGGACGUAUGUGUAAAGGAAGUAGCAAAACGGCCAUCUUUCGAAAAGAAGCUGGAGGACGAGAUAGAAGAAUCCAUGAUCGUCUUCGAGCAAAAGAUUUCGCCAGCGAAGGCGGAGAUAGUGAUGGUGACUCCCGGUUCUACGCCAACUUCGCCAAAAUUUGUCACGGACAAGAUAUAUGAUGAAGGACUGGAAAUUGGUUACCGUGAAUUGCCAGAGGAUAUCAAGCAAAUUCUCAGCAAGGAAGUGCCAAUUGAAGAAAUAAUCGAAGAAUUAGUUAUUACGAAGAAGAAGAAGGUUACUAUCGAAGUGAUUGAAUAUGUCACUGUAACGAAGCGCAUCCCGAGAGAACGCGUGAUUUACAUUAUCGAAGAGAUUAUCACGAAGAAGGGACUUCUCAGAGAAAAUGUGAUAGAUGAUUCAGAGAUUUUGAGGCUGAAGGAAUCUAUCACACUUGAAAAGAGAAUGGAGAUCGAAGAAUAUAUCCUUAACGAAUAUAUUGUUAAAGGAAAACGAAUUACCAUAGAAAUCGUUCAAGAAAUCUCUAUUAAGAAAGUUGUGCCUAAAAAGAUUAUCAUCGAAAUUAUUGAAGAGAUCAUUGUUAAGAGAAAACUUGCUAGGCAUAUGGUACUAAACGUUCCUGAAGAAGCAUUAUCGGAAAUAAUUCAAGAGAAAUCGCCGGAAGAAUCGCCAGAACAAUCGGCAGAGGAGCAGAUAACAGAGGAGCAAAAAAUAGACAUACCUGCGAAACAAGAAUUCGCUGCUGAAGUUUCUGAUGCUCCAACCGGAAAAGAAAAACUAACCGAUGAAGGCGCGUUUAAGCCUUAUAUUGAGGAAUUUAUCGUUAAUGAAUACGUUAUUAAAGGAAAAAAGAUUACCGCAUCGACAAUCGACGACAUUUCUAUUCAAAAGACAGUGCCCAAGCAAAUUCUUAUUGAAAUUAUCGAAGAAAUUAUUAUUAAAAAAAAGAUUCCCAGGAACACGAUACUUGAUGUUACGGAGAAAGAAUUAUUAGUAAUUUUUAAAAAGAUAUUCGAGGACGAAAAAGAAAAAUUAGUCGCUGAGACUACUAUUCCAGAGAUUCCAGAAACUGAAUCGAUAAUUUCGCAAGAAAGAGCAGAAGUUGAAGAAUAUAUUAUUAACGAAUAUGUUACCAAGGGAGAUAACAUUAAUAUCAAAAAACUUGAAGAAAUAUGUGGUAAAAAGAAGGUGCCUAAGAAAAUCAUUAUUGAGAUUAUCGAAGAAAUUAUCAUUAAGAAAAAAAUACCGAGACAUAUAAUACUUAGUGUAACUGAUGAAGAAUUAUCGCAUAUUAUUAAGGAGGAAGCGAUUCCAGAGUCGCAAAUACUGACUGAGAAACCGGUCGCAGAAAUGCCCAGCAUUGAAGAGAAGAAAAGUCCAAUUGAGUUAAAAAAAGAUAAGAAAGAAGAUGUGCUUGAGCAAGAAAUGAGCGCUGAAGAGGAGUUAUUGGCCACAUCCGAAGAGGAGGACAUCGAGAAAGAAGUGGAUGGAUUUGUUAGUAUACCCAGAAGAAUUUCUGAUACAGUUGAUAUAAAGAAAGCGAUUUCACAGAUUCCGUCUUCAGUUACGAAGGAACAUGAGAAAGACGUGAUUGACGAUUUUGAAGCUGUCGAGCAGGAAUAUAAAGUACGUGAUGUACAAUCUCCUGAGAAAGCGAGCGAGAUGAAAGAAAAAGAAGAUAUUGAAGAAUCUGUGGAAGAUACCACAAGUGAAGUGAUCGAAGCAGACGAGAAAUUCGUGCAAGAAACCAAAGGGAAGGUGGGAAUAGAAGAGCUUCACAUUGCAAAAGAUAUUAAACCAAUUGAUGAGAAACGAGAACCUGUAGAACAGGAAAUAUCCGAAAUAUCAGAAAUUGUUGAUACUACUGAGAAAUAUUUAGAUGAGGCUAAGGAAAAGACGGAUGACAUUCUUCAGAAGGAGACUGCUACAACAUUGACGCCAUCAAUCUCUGAAAAAGCAGAAAAGCCUUCAAUCGAAGACUCAAGUAAGGAAACGCCCAAAGAUUUCUCCGAUAAGCAACCAUCAAUUGACGCACCAGACAUUUCUAAAUCAAUUAUACCAAGCCCAAAGAUAAUUGACGAGAAACUUGAAAUGAAAGAAAUUGAGCCUGCGAUUAAAGAAGAAGUCGAGGAACUGCAACUUAAAAAAGUUGCUAAAGAAGUGAAGGCAGAAACAAAGCUCGCAGAUGCAACAGGCUUCACACAAGAGCCAAAAGUAGAAUUACUUGAAGACGAUAAGAAAUCUAAACCAUUAGAGACCACAGAAAUUAAAGAAACUCCAAUAAUUAAGGAAGAGAAGAGUCCUCAAGAAACAUUAGCAGCAAAUAUACCAAAACCAUUUGACGAUGGCACUGUCAAAAGAAUGCUGGUUACAGCAUGUAGUGAGGAUGGCAGAGAGGAAAUUGAGAUCUGUCCAAGCGGCAGCAUAACUUUUACGAAAACUGUUACUCCAGAUGAUUCUCUUAAGGAUGUAUCUGCUAAAUCUACACCAGAUAAAGAUUCAUUACUUUUAGAUAAAGACUCACGUUCGGACAUAAGUACUCCCGAAAAGGAUAGUAUUUCUGAAAAAUCUGCGCCAGAAGGUAAGGAUAAGAUUACUCCAGAAGACAGCUUGGAAAAGUCACCUGCUGGUCCUCGUGAUUCACAGGAUCUUGAAGACAGUUUGGAAAAAUCAGAAUUGCAUAAGCCAAAGGUACCAGAGGAAUUGGAAGAUAUUACAAAAUCUCCUAUGGAAAAAGACUUGAAGGUAUCAGAUAAAAUUGCCGAAAAAGAUAUACCGAAGUCGCCUAAAGAGGAACAAGUAGAACCAAAAUCUCCGACUAAGGAAGAUGAAAAAAUUGAAAAAAUGAAAUCUCCAGCUGAAGAAAAAAUCGAGAAAUCUAGUUCUCCAAUUGAAAAAAUCGAAAAAUCACGAUCUCCUUCAUCUCUUGAUACAACAACGCAGAAAUCUCUAAUAGAAUUAGCUGAAAAAUCAAAACUUCCAAUCGAGAAGGUUCCAGAACCUAAGAAAAAAGAAACGAUUGGUGUUUCAAAGACACCUGAAUCGCUCCAUUCAGAGGAUGUUUCACCAGCUGAGACAAUUUUCUCGAAGUCACCUACAGAUAAAUCUGAAAUGUAUUUUGCAAAGGCACCUGUUACUGAAGAAGACGUUGCUAUUGAAAAAGACAUAAAAAAAUUACCUGAAUCUAUUAAAGAAAUUAAAACCGAAGACAAAGAAUUACCAAUAUCUUUAGAAAAAUCCGAUCAAGAUAUUAAAUCUCUCGAUAAAUCCCCUACUAUUUUAAGUGAUAAAGUCGAUGAGAAAGAAAAUUAUAAGUUGAAAUCGCCAAGUAUUAUGGAGAAAGAAACGGUAAGUGAAAAGUUGCCUAUUUUCGAGAGUGAAUAUUACGAUGAAAAGGGACCAAUUGACGAAUCUCCAAGCGCGAUUAGCGAUAAAUCUGAUGAGAAGAAAGAGGCCGAACGUUCCAAGUCACCGAGCAUAGCUGUGGAUAAGCCAGAUCUUCAAGAUGUGACGGAACGUUAUUUAGAGAAACCAAAAUCUCCUAUUUUUGAUAGGUCAGAUUCGCCUAAAGCUAUUGAUAAGACUGAAGAAUCGCAUGAUAAAGAUAGAUCUCCCAGUGUAGCUAGUGAUAAAUCAGAUAGCAAGAAAAUAAGUGACCGUUCUAGAUCACCAAGCGUUUCUAUAGAAAAAGUAGAUUUCGAGAGAACUCGAUCGUCUAGUGUCACAAGUGUUAAAGACGACAAACUGGAACAGUUUCCAGUAGCGAAAUCACCUGAAAUAUCAAAAGAUGUAUUGAAAUCUUCGAAACUUGAAGAAGAUAAAUCGGAUUUGAAAGAUAUAAUACAACCUCUAUUAGACAAAUCACCGAGUGUAACAAAUGGCAUUAGCGAAUCUAAAGAACCAGAUCGCUCAAAAUCACCCAUUAUCGCCGGCGAAAAACCUGAAAUGAAGGAUAUGACAGAAACACCAGUGGAGAAGUCAAGAUCUCCAAGUGUCAUCAGUGUUACGAGUGAGCAAAAAGAACCAAUUGAUCGCUCCAAAUCUCCGAGUAUUGCAGAAGAAAAAAUAGACUUAAAAGAUGUUGCAGAACCUGCAGAUCGGUCAAAAUCGCCAAGUGUAAUUAGAGAAAAACCAGAUUUGAAGGAUGUCAUUGCAGAGAAAUCGAGAUCUUUUAGUAUUACAGGAGAACAAAAAGAAUCGCUUGAUCAUUCUAAAUCUCCGAGUAUUGCUGGAGAGAAACCGGAUUUAAAGGAUGUCACCGCAGAGAAAUCGAGAUCUUCUAGUAUUACAGAAGAACAAAAAGAAUCGCUUGAUCGUUCUAAAUCUCCGAGUAUUGCUGGAGAGAAACUGGAUUUAAAGGAUGUUAUAGAACUAUCCGAUGAAAAAUCAAAAUCAGGUGCCUCAAUGAGUGUUACAACUGAUUCGAAGGGACUCGAUGAUCGAUCGAAAUCGCCGAGCAGUACUGAUCUAACGGAUAUUACAGAACAAUCGUCGCUGGAUAAAUCCAAGUCACCUAGUGUCACGAGUAUUACGUCUGAUCAGAAAGAAUCAACAGAAAAAGCAAAAUCGCCAAUUCCGGAUAAGAAAGAAGAACUUGACAGGAGCAAAUCUCCAAGCAUAACAAGUGAAAAGUCCGAUGAGAAGAAAUCUGUCGAUGGCUCGAAAGCGACCAGUGUUACAGAGGAAAAACCAGAUCUUAAAGAUGUGAUGGAACUACCAGGCGAUAAAUCCAGAUCAUCAAGCGUUGCGAGUGAGAAAGAAUUAUUUGAAAAAUCGACAUCGCCUGUUUCUGACAAAUUAGAACCACCUGUUGAUCGAAGCAAAUCUCCCAGCAUUGCUAGCGAUAAGUCCGAUGAGAAGACAUCGGAUGACAAGGGUAGUGUUAAAGAACAUUAUGAAAGUGCGGGUGAUAAAUCCCCGAAUUUCGUCGAUGUGAAAAUACCGCACGAAAAAGCUAUGGAGGAGAAACCUUCAACAAUUUCCGGAAAAAUGGACGUUAAGCCAGACGAUAUUAUAUCACAUGACAGACCGGUAUCUCCAAGCAUUGUUUUUGAUAAGCCGAUAGAUGAUAAACAGUCAAUAGAGAAAAUAGAUGUUGACGGAUUAAAAACGUCUGACAUAAUCGACGAUUCGGAUUUUGUCGAUAAGACAAGAUCAUUAAGCAUUAUCAGUGAUAAGACAGAACCGAAAUCAACAUUUGAUGUCUCAAAGUCACCGAGUUUAAUCGAUGAUCAAAAGGAUAAGUCUAGAUCAUCCAGUGUUGCCAGUGAGAGGCUUGAUGAUAUUAAAAUUUCGCAAAUAUUAGAAGCAAAGGAAGAACAAUCAAUUUCACCGAGUUUAGCCGACGAUCAAAAGGACAAAUCUAGAUCAUCUAGUGUUGCCAGUGAGAGGCUUGAUGAUAUUAAAGUUUCGCAAAUACCAGAAGCAAAGAGAGAACUAUCAAUUUCGCCAAGUUCAGCCGAUGAUCAAAAGGACAAAUCUAAAUCAUCCAGUGAGAGGUUUGAUGAUAUUAAAGUUUCGCAAAUACCAGAAGUAAUGGGAGAACAAUUAAUUUCGCCGAGUUCAACCGACGAUCAAAAGGACAAAUCUAGAUCAUCUAGUGUUGCCAGUGAAAGGCUUGAUGAUAUUAAAGUUUCGCAAAUACCAGAAGCAAAGGGAGAACGAUCAAUUUCGCCAAGUUCAGUCGAUGAUCAAAAGGACAAAUCUAAAUCAUCCAGUGAGAAACUUGACGAUAUUAAAGCUUCGCAAAUACCAGAAGAAAAAGAAGAACAAUCAAUUUCGCCGAGUUCAGCCGAUGAUCAAAAGGACAAAUCUAAAUCAUCCAGUGAGAGGGUUGAUGAUAUUAAAGUUUCGCAAAUACCAGAAGCAAAGGGAGAACAAUCAAUUUCGCCGAGUUCAAUCGACGAUCAAAAGGAAAAAUCUAGAUCAUCUAGUGUUGCCAGUGAGAGGAUUGAUGAUAUUAAAGUUCCGCAAAUACCAGAAGCAAAGGGAGAACAAUCAAUUUCGCCGAGUUCAAUCGACGAUCAAAAGGAAAAAUCUAGAUCAUCUAGUGUUGCCAGUGAGAGGAUUGAUGAUAUUAAAGUUCCGCAAAUACCAGAAGCAAAGGGAGAACAAUCAAUUUCGCCGAGUUCAAUCGACGAUCAAAAGGACAAAUCUAGAUCAUCUAGUGUUGCCAGUGAGAAGCUUGAUGAUAUUAAAGUUUCGCAAAUACCAGAAGCAAAGGGAGAACAAUCAAUUUCGCCGAGUUCAAUCGACGAUCAAAAGGACAAAUCUAGAUCAUCUAGUGUUGCCAGUGAGAAGCUUGAUGAUAUUAAAGUUUCGCAAAUACCAGAAGCAAUGAGAGAACGAUCAAUUUCGCCAAGUUUAACCGAUGAUCAAAAGGACAAAUCUAAAUCAUCCAGUGAGAGGGUUGAUGAUAUUAAAGUUUCGCAAAUACCAGAAGCAAAGGGAGAACAAUCAAUUUCGCCGAGUUCAAUCGACGAUCAAAAGGACAAAUCUAGAUCAUCUAGUGUUGCCAGUGAGAGGGUUGAUGAUAUUAAAGUUUCGCAAAUACCAGAAGCAAAGGGAGAACAAUCAAUUUCGCCGAGUUCAAUCGACGGUCAAAAGGACAAAUCUAGAUCAUCUAGUGUUGCCAGUGAGAGGCUUGAUGAUAUUAAAGUUUCGCAAAUACCAGAAGCAAAGAUAGAACAAUUAAUUUCGCCGAGUUCAGCCGACGAUCAAAAGGACAAAUCUAGAUCAUCUAGUGUUGCCAGUGAAAGGCUUGAUAAUAUUAAAAUUUCGCAAGUACCAGAAGCAAAGGGAGAACGAUCAAUUUCACCAAGUUCAGCCGAUGAUCAAAAGGACAAAGCUAAAUCAUCCAGUGAGAGGUUUGAUGAUAUUAAAGUUUCGCAAAUAUCAGAAGUAAAGGCAGAACAAUUAAUUUCGCCGAGUUCAACCGACGGUCAAAAGGACAAAUCUAGAUCAUCUAGUGUUGCCAGUGAGAGGUUUGAUGAUAUUAAAGUUUCGCAAAUACCAGAAGCAAAGGGAGAACAAUCAAUUUCGCCUAGUUUGGAUACUGGAAAGAUUCCAAAAGACGAAUCUGCUAAAUCGUCGCGAGCUAGUUCGCCAGUGGAUAAAACUCCAAAGGAUAGAUCACGUUCGCAAAGCGUCUUCGAUGCUGGUGAGAAAACACCAACCAGAUCUAGAACAGCCAGUUUAUUCGAUGACAAAUUAUCAGAGAAACCAUUUCAAGAGGAAAAACAUUUCGACAUGGGGAAACCACUUGAUGAAAAGGUUGAAUGUAAGAAAGAUAGUAAGAGUCCUAUAACUUCUCCUGAGACAAUCGAGAAAAAAAUGCAGAAGAUCCGCGAGAAACGAUUUGCCGAUUUUAAAGAGCCGGACAUCGGACAACCGAGCAAGGUAGAAAAAUCAGAUGAUGAAGAAGAAGAUGUCAUUAAAGUGACAGCCGAGAAGAAGGCGGAGAUCGAGAAGUACAUCAUAGAUGAGUUCAUCGUGAGGAAAAGAAAGAUUAGUCUGACGGUGAUCGAGAGAUUAGUUAUGACGUAUUCGGUGCCUCAAUUUAUAGUGAUGGAAAUAAUAGAAGACAUUAUUAACCGGCAAAAUAUACCUAGGAGUGCAGUCUUCGAUUUCGUAGACGACAAAGCCUCCUCCGAGCCUCAAUACGGAAAAGAAUCCGAAACGGAAUUGCUGGCACCGCAAGAAAGAGCGAAAGUAGAAGAAUAUAUUAUUGAGGAAUUCAUUAUGAAAAAGAAGAAGAUCACGCCGGAAGUCUUGGAAGAAAUGGUCAUUGUUAAAUCUGUGCCACGAUACAUUCUCAUUACAAUUAUUGAAGAAAUCAUUGUGAAGAAAAAGAUACUUAGGAACACCAUAAUUGAAGGCGACUUAGGAGAAUCAGGAGAAAAAGAUCUGGAUAUUUCUGAAAAAAGAGAGGAGCCUGUUACAUCAGCUAGCGUAGAUUUUGGAAAAGUAACUCAAGAUGUUACUCAAGAGGACAUUCAUAGUCAUGAAAAAUCAGGUGAUACUACGAAGGAAAGUCUGGAUGGCAAAAUAUCUCCUGCAGGGAGCGAUCGAUAUGGCAGGGAUUCGAAAGCGGCGCUUUCUGCUAGCCCCAGCUUAAGUCCGGAACCUAUUCCUUCCGACAAAUCAACUCAGGAUAGUCCAGCUCGAUCAGAGCCGCAUAUAGAUGAGGAGAUUCUCAUAUCGGAAGAGAAGCGAAUGGAAAUCGAAAAACUCUUGGAGGAAGAAUAUAUAAAGAAAGGAAAGAAAAUUACGGAAGUGAUACUCGAAGAGAUAAUCAUCAUGACUUCUCUACCUAGGUAUAUUAUCCUAGAAAUAGUGGAAGAAAUUAUAUUAAAGAGAAAGAUCCCAAGAGAAUCUGUGAUCGAUGUGGAAAUUUAUCAAGAAGAAGAACCAGAAGACUACGAUAAAGCAAUGUAUCAUUAUGAGGGAACAACGGAUGUAGAUUAUGAAUUGCCGCAUGCUAGAGAUAUGUAUCCAGAAUCGGGUGAGCAACAGUUGGAUAAAUCCGAUUAUCCAUCAGAUUAUGAGAGCCAAUUUCACAAGGCCUUCGUUGGUGGUAUGACGGAGAUGAGAACGACACAUAUAACCACAUUGUCUGGAAAAUCGACUCCGGAAUUUACACAUGACACUGCUUCCAAAAUCGAAUCAACCGAUAAAGUGCCUGAAAAGUUAUCGGAAUCUACUCUGACCACGACUCACAUAACAAGAACAGAUGUGGAAGACACGAAGGCUGUGCAAUCUGCUCAAACUAUUACGAUAUUGAGAGAAAGCAAAAUUACGGAAACUGUCGAUAAAGACAAAUCUGAAGAAUCUGCGGGGAUUUCGGCAACAGUUACAUCCGGUCAUGCGGCCGAAUCGGAUGGCGACGUUAUUGUAAGUAAGACGACAAUCAAACAUGAAGUGAUUAAAGAGGAGGAAUCUGGGAAGACAACUGAAGUCAUGAAAGGAAUUGAACCACCAGGAUUUGGACCACAAGAAAUAGUUAAAGAAAUUGAACAGUCGAGUAUUCAACAAGAUGAGCCCGAAGCGAUUACCAAGAUCAUUAAGGAGGAAAUUAUGGAACAUGACGAGCCGGAAGUAGUCACUAAAGUUGUCAAACGUGAAAUUAUUGAGCAAGAUGAGCCUGAAAUUAUCACAAAAGUGAUCAGACGCGAGAUUGUCAUCCCUGAUGAAGAAAUUAGCGACUCGAAGGAAGAUUCUGGCGAAUAUAUGAAGACUAUUACAACGAAAAAAACAACGCGAACAAUCGUGACAGAGGAAUUAGCAGAUGCCGAAUUAGCACAAGCUGAUCCUUCGAAAAUUCACACAGAUCCUACUUCAGAUUCAACUUACAAGGCUGUGAGUGACGAAGGUGACGCAGCCAGCGCCGAUAUAAAGCGAAUCGUGACGACUGUAACCACGAUUACUGGACCGGACGGAAAAGUUACCACAAAGACAGACGUCAAAGAGAGCACAGACACUUUGGCCGGCGAGGAAGUAUUAGAAAAAUUGACGGAAACUACUAAAUCUGCAGAAAAAAUUAUUAAAGAAACGAUUACGACUGUGACAUCGGGUACUACAACGCCCGACGUAAAAGCCUUCUAUUCCGAUUCUGGUAAAUCGACACCCGAUCUUAAACAUGAAGCUAAACUUGAAUCUACAAUAAAAGAACGCUUAGACGCAGACAAAUUUGAACAUCCGGUGUCUCCUUUGAUACGAGAACUUAUAUCUGAUGACAAAAGUUAUUCGGGUAAGUCUUCACCGGAUAUAUCGUUGCCUAAGGAUAUCGUCUUCAGUGGCAAGUCUACUCCAGAGGUUCCUACAUCGCCGUUAAUUAGAGACGGCGCUGUAGUUCAACCUCAUGUAUCGGGUAGAUCGACGCCUGAUAAAAGAUCCGAUUGUCGAUCCUCUACCAGCACACCGGAAGGAUUCAGGUCGGGCGAGAUGAUUCGAACUAUCGUUACGACUACAAAGACGGUUUCCGACGAAGGUGAAAUAGUAACGACCACCAGGGAAGUCACAGAAACGACAAAUGAGAAAGGCGAGACAGUUGUGUUGGCGGAAAAGACUGAUGUGAAGGUAGACGAACGUCUGCCAAGCAAAGAUGCUGCGGAAAGCGCGAUCAGCAGCAUUAUCGGCAGCAUCAAAUCCUCGGAAUUGCAACGUGGCGAUAGUCCAGGAUCCGACGACAUAAUCGGCGAAAAGGAUCAUGCUCCGGUCAGUCCAUCGAGUGAAUAUAGUAGCACACGUAGUAAAGUCAUGACACACCCAUGGGGUAGCAGCGAGGAGCGACAUACUUAUUCUGACGAUGAACCACCCAGUUCGUCUCUUUCUUCAACCUCACAAGUCGGAUAUUCACCGCAAAUAACGCAUCACUAUGAAUCAUCUUCUGAUAAACAAGAGGAGCAGAAACAAGUGGAAUUCUCGGUGGCCGCGAUGAGUAGCAGCUUCUAUGGUGAGCUGCCAGCAGUACCGCCUCAGAUAUCUGCUAUGAAAACUUUUCACGGUGAGACUGGUAUGCAGAAAAGCAGUGAUCCCAUUCACAGUCGAUUCACAGUAGAAAAGGAGCCCGCUGGUGAUUAUGGAGAAAAACUGGAUGCAAAGAGAUACGUCGACGAGGCCGACCUCGACUUCGAUAAAGCUCUGAUGGAUAAAGAGAUGAAGGAGAUCGGAGGGACUUUCAGCAGCGGAAUAGCGCCCAGAUACACAAAUGGUAAUCUUCGUCAUGAAGCAACCGACGAAAAAGAUCAUCCAUCGUCUUCAUUCCGGGAUGAUAAAGAUGAUUCAAAGGGUGAUUCGAAAAAAGAUCCUUUGGAGGGAUGGGGAACCCCUCUUGGGCUGCCGUCUCCUAAACCGCCCAAAAAGUUUAAUCUGAAGAACUCUGCUCAAUUUCCAUCGUGCUCAAGUGAGACAACCUCCGACACUUUGAAUUUCGAUGUUGUAAAAAAUUGGGGAGAACCUCUUAGGCUGCCUUCCCCCGCACCAGUGACUAAUGAGAUAUCGAACAAAGGAGCACCCAGUACACCGAAAAAAGAACGGAAACAAGCGAAGAAGAUUCAGUCAGAGAAUAUCAAGAACAAAAAACGUUCAGAAAGUCCCGGUAAAAAUGAGAAGAAGAUAAAAGAUUCGAAGAAUAAAGUUCAACCGGUUUACAUGGAUUUGGCGUAUGUGCCCCAUCACGGAAAUUCGUAUUACACAUCCUUAGAAUUCUUCAAGAGAGUGCGAGCGAGAUAUUACGUCUUUAGCGGCACCGAGCCCAGCCGAGAAGUCUAUGACGCUCUAUUGGAAGCUAAAAAGACUUGGGAGGAUAAAGAUCUCGAGGUAACCAUGAUUCCGACCUAUGAUACCGAUACUUUGGGCUAUUGGGUCGCCGAUAACGAGGAAGCGCUCGCGGCGAACCACAUAGAUCUAUCGCCGUCCGCAUCCAGAUGUACUAUCAAUCUCCAGGAUCACGAGACUAGUUGCAGCGCCUACAGGCUCGAGUUCUAGGGAUUGGCAGCCUGCUCAGCCGUAAUAGUCGAGUUCUGAGCGGCGUCCAGAAUGCGUUAUCAUUCUGCAUUUUCGGACCCAUUUCUACAAGAGAAAAAUAGAAAAAAAGAAGAGAAAAAGAGUCGAGCGCUCAGGCCGACCUACCGUCCCGUCAGGUGAUUCCUGACCCCCCUCCUAGGAGACCCGAAGAUGAACAGCAUUUCGAAUUUUCGAGAUUCCCUCGCGGUCAUAGCUCCGCGGCCUAGCAGGAUCGUAGAAAUCCUGUCGAACAAUGUAGAGGCAGUCCUGACGAAGCGAGGCCGAUUUUGUGUGAAUCGCGCUCAGGUUUCAAAUUGGGAUUGUUUAAUCUAAUUUAGGACGUUCUCCUUAUUCCUUUGCGAGGAAACGAUGCGGGCGACGAGAAGAAAGAAACAGAGAAAAUAAGAGAGAGAUCGCGAGGGUUUCUUCUCUUGCACGGGAAUACAAGGUAUAAAUUAAUUAUUUACUUCUAAGAAGCCGAUUAUUAAUAGGGAGAAAUUUACAUUUGAUUAAGAUUCAUUGAGCUGAUAACAGAUUCAUCGACAGAUGUUUAUAUUUCCACAUUCUGCACUGUAUGCAGCCCGUAGUGUGCUGAUAUCGCCUGCAAUAUCUUAUCGAUCACUCAAAUCAAAGACAUUUUUGCAAAGAUUUCGCGCUGAAACUAAAACAAACACGAUGAUUACGACGUUGCAUGAGCGACGAUCGAUCGCAAAGCGACGACGGUCCAAGCGCUGCGGUUCUGUGACAAUCUGUGCGCUAUCGAAAAUUAUAAAUUGAUUUUAGGAUAUUUCUAUUUUUGAUCCACUGAACACGAACAAUCGAUGCGAGACCUCCUCGCCCGCAUUCUCUCCUCGAUCAGCAAAUCAAAGUAAAACUUUUAAUAUCUUUGACACAGCUGCAGCUUCAAGACGCACCGCGUAGUAUUUAGUGUAUCAGUUAAAAAAAAA